AGGCAAGUAGCGCAUUUUUCACCCGUCGUUCGCCCACAAGCGCGAUUUUUUACGUUUAGUUUACUCCACCCGUCUCACUGACAUUUGACAUGUUUACAAGACAGACCAGAGCAACAUGGCAGGUUUGUCUCCAUCUGAGAGGAGGCUUCAGAAGGAGUUAAUGUCAUUAGUGAAAGAACCGCCGCCCGGUGUCACAGUCGAUUCGGACGUAAUAGAACGAAAUUUACUACAAUGGCUUAUAAAUAUGGACGGGGCCUCGGGCACCUUAUACGAAGGUGAAAAUUUUCAAUUACAGUUCAAAUUUAGUAAUAAAUAUCCGUUCGAUUCACCCGAAGUCACCUUCGUCGGUCCAAACAUUCCCGUUCAUCCGCACGUCUAUAGCAACGGUCACAUAUGUCUUUCAAUUUUAACCGACGACUGGUCGCCAGCUUUAUCUGUUCAGGCCGUUUGCUUAUCGAUAGUCUCUAUGCUAAGUAGUUGUAAAGAAAAGAAACGACCGCCCGAUAAUGCAUUUUACGUUAAAACCUGCAAUAAAAAUCCAAAGAAAACCAAGUGGUGGUAUCACGAUGAUUCGGUAUGAAAAUCUUUCGACUUAAAAAAAUGUGAUUUUAUUUAAGUACCUAUGUAAUUUUUUCAUUCUCCCCACCUAUUUAAAUUAGUGUUAUUAAUACAUUAUAUUACUUUUUUAUAUAAGUUGAAUUUGAUAGUGUUUUAUAUAGUAUUUGUUUUGAUUAUAUAGUGCCUACGCCAUAUGUAUACCAUGGAUUAAGCUGAUGAAAGACUUAUGUCCGGUAGGGUUUUAAUUGUAGGUCUUCGGUGAGGGAUUGUAUCCAGGAUUUAAUUUAAGAGGUUUUUACUGUAAAUAUUGAUGUUUAUAUUUUUAUUAGGAUUUAAUGCCUGUUUGUUCUAUUGCAAUUUAUACCUACCCAUCGAAAUCUAUUCAACUGACAAUGCAGCUUAAUCCCUGCAUAUAGUAAAUAUUCAGUUUUUAUUAUAUAUAUUACAAUAAA
This is a messenger RNA of Photinus pyralis (common eastern firefly), 1010 nucleotides long. RefSeq names its product ubiquitin-conjugating enzyme E2 W. The transcript is spliced from 5 exons. The coding region runs from base 116 to 580 and encodes 154 amino acids. The record is from RefSeq and is a predicted model, not a curated record. NCBI's taxonomy places the organism in Eukaryota, Metazoa, Arthropoda, Insecta, Coleoptera, Lampyridae.